AUAUUAUAUUAUUAAUGCUAUCAUACAUGCAUAACGGAUUUAUGUCGAAUUAAUCACUUAAAGUUACGUUCUGUUAGUUAAAUAUAUAGAUAUAUUCUAGAUUAGAUUGCGAUUCAAAACAGUUGUGUCAUAACAGAACAGUCUGUCCUGUUGUGUUUUCAUUUCGAAGAGAAAAAAAAAGAUAAAACUCAGAAGAAAACCAUUUGUGUUCUAAAUUGAAUCUGAUUUUAACGGAAAUUAUGCCUUCUCUCGAUUCACCAUGGUUUGAACAAGUGGGCCAGGCUGUUGCGGCUGUGACGACAGCUAGAUCAACGUCCAGCAACAUGACUGAAACUGAAAUGGACGAUUUACUGAAGAGAGUGGCAAAACCAACAUUGGCUUCGAAGGCCAAGGUCAACCAGUCAUGGAAACUGGAAAACUCAUUCAUGGAAACGGGUCGUCAUUCUUGGGCUAAGAUGGAACUGUUCGAAGAUGUUAAGAAGUGCAUGUGGACACAGGGUGGUGGAGUUAAGAAAGCAUGUAAACUGAGGCCCUUUGAAGAAAAUAAUCGAUAGUGUAAUGUGAAUUAACUGUAAAUGACAAAUAGGGGGACUUGGUAACGAGGUACAUCUUUGAUGGACAUACAUCGUUGCUUUUAUAUUUUUGACAGAGUUCGGUUUUAAUGCAAGCAUUCGACUUUGUGAAAACAUUUUCUUGAAAAAUUUCUUAUUUAUUGAAGUGGAAAUACAUACUUUAUUUAUUGAACUGAUGAACAAAUUGUCAUGACGUACGUAACGACAUGGAGCGAUUGUAUUAUUUAAAAGAAACAUUUAAAGGUAAAUGAAUAAUAAAUGCAAUGAAGACAAUUCUGUUCCCAAUUUAGCAUAAUUUGCAACAUGUUUUUUUUAUUCUAGUCAUAUAUUGUCUUUCAUCAUGCGAUGGUGUGGCAAGUGUGUGUGUUUUGUACAUUGUUAACCGACACUUUUGUAUUCUAGUUGUUAAAUUGCACAAAAAUAAAAAUUCUAUAAGUUG
Molecule: messenger RNA, 1011 nt
Organism: Mytilus trossulus (common blue mussel)
Lineage: Eukaryota; Metazoa; Mollusca; Bivalvia; Mytilida; Mytilidae
Exons: 1
Coding region: 240-554 (104 amino acids)
Source: RefSeq, a predicted model, not a curated record